Messenger RNA from Trichomonas vaginalis G3, 378 nucleotides. Its product is annotated as phage tail repeat-like family. Lineage: Eukaryota; Parabasalia; Trichomonadida; Trichomonadidae. The transcript has a single exon. The annotation marks the transcript as partial. The record is from RefSeq and is a predicted model, not a curated record.
CCAGAAGUAGUACUUGGUGUUGGAACUUGGACUCAAAUAGUCGACAGGUUUUUGUAUUGUGCAAACUCUUCAAAGGAAACAGGUGGAAGUAAAACGAUUUCGGGUGAAAAUCUACCUGCACAUAGUCACUACGUAGAUUUAACUACAUCUGAAGCAGGUUGGCAUAAGCAUAGAUAUUGGGAUUGGACAGGAAUGAUAAAAGGUAAAGGAUAUGAUGUUAAAGACGAGGUUAAGUUUGCUAUAAAUUGUUACUGGGAUGACACUCAGGCAGGAGGAAGCCAUACACAUCGCGUUACAGGAUAUACGCAAACAACGGGACAAAGUAAAGAAUACAUGCCACCUUACAUGACAGUUUACGCAUGGUAUAGAAUUGCUUAG